Molecule: messenger RNA, 2175 nt
Organism: Lachancea dasiensis
Lineage: Eukaryota; Fungi; Ascomycota; Saccharomycetes; Saccharomycetales; Saccharomycetaceae
Source: the annotation of a GenBank genome assembly
AUGACCAACCAACAGCAGCAGCCAACACCCGUGGAUGAUGUCCAAGUCUCGGAGACAGUCAAUUCGGCUCUUGAUCAACUACACCUUGACGAUCUGUCGGACAAUAGUCGUGCUUCUAAGCAGAAUGAGACUUCUGCUCCUGGAGCCUCCGGAGCCAGUGGAUUUCCAGCUCCACCUCCAAUGAUGGGUAUGGGGUUCAUGCACUACCCACAAAUGAUGCAUUUGCCUCACUCUCCUGGUUAUUUCCAGGCUCCCCAGGCUCCGGGCUCUUCAGACCCAUUUGUCGCCGAAACUGGACCCCACUUGACAACCUCUGCGGACUCUGCAGCGGCCAUGUUCCCAUCCCAGCCACUUCACGCUAGAGCCCCUUUGGCUAACACUUCCAGUGAUAAUACGGGCUCAAAAUCUCUCGAAAUUGGCUUUUCAGGAAAUAUGGAUCCUUUGUGGUCGUCCAAUAAACAAGAUUUUGACCCGAACUACCAAUUUAUCUCUGGGAAAUUGCCUGACAUGUCCAAUGCCUCUAGGAGGCAAACAUUCCCUAAUGUUUCAGGAACUGAGCUGAUUAGCGAGAGCUCUAAUAUCAGGACUCAAAGCAUUUCACUUGAAAAGGCAGAGAGCAGGUUAGAUACAAUUUCAAAGGCCGAGGAGCUCGAGCCAGAAUUACGCCAACCCCACGCGUCUACCACUGGUAGCACUUUUUCGGCUGCGGCAUACCCUUAUGGUGGGCCCCUCAUUCAACCCAAUCCCGUCGUUUCGGGACACACUCCACCAAGUUCCGGCCCCGCCUAUGGAAUACCUUCUCCUUUCCCGGCCUAUGGAUUCUCCUCCCCUUUUCAAUCUUUUUCACCAGUCCCAGGCACGCCACUUGGCGGCCACUCCGUCAAUAGACCAACCUCAAAUUCUGAAAAUGCUGAGAAUGACACUUCAUUGCUGGAACACAGGGCAUCCCCAAGAUCGGGAUCUUCCCAAACAAUGGCUCCCUGGAUGUAUGGGAACCAUCCUUUCGGUCCGAUGGUUCCCCUUCACCACCAGAUGAUGGCGCCCUCUGGUGGAAAUGCUAACAAUCAUUUACAUCCAUCUCAUCCACAUAGCAAUCGUCAUCCAAUGAAUUCACGCAGACAUAAAGGUGGUCAUAGUCAAAGACCUUAUCACCGGAAGGGAGACGAUCCUGCAAAGUAUGCCAAUGCCAAGCUCGAGAACUACAUUGGAAACAUAUUGUCACUUUGUAAGGAUCAGCACGGCUGCCGAUUUCUUCAAAGGCAAUUGGACAUAGGAGGAUCGGAGGCAGCAGAUGCAAUUUUCGAGGAAACAAAGGAUUACGUCGUGGAACUAAUGACUGACUCCUUUGGAAACUACUUGGUGCAGAAGCUGCUCGAACGAGUCAGUGACAACCAGAGGCUAGAAUUGGUAAGGUCUUCAGCACAGAGCUUUGUUUUCAUUUCGUUAGAUCCUCACGGAACGAGGGCCCUUCAGAAACUCGUGGAGUGCAUAUCUACUGAAGAAGAAGCAGAGAUCAUAGUAAAUUCUCUACGUGGUUCAAUUGUAGAAUUGAGCAGAGAUCUCAAUGGUAACCAUGUCGUACAGAAAUGUUUACAAAAAUUGAAGCCCGAAGAUUUUCAAUUUAUAUUCGACGCAGCAACCGAUGCUUGUGUAAAAAUUGCUACGCACAGACAUGGUUGCUGUGUCCUGCAGCGUUGCUUGGACCAUGGGAAUAGCGCACAAUUUCAGCAGCUGAGUGAGCAGAUAAUCGAGCAUGUUAAGGAUUUGACUACCGAUCCCUUUGGCAACUACGUUGUCCAAUAUAUACUUACAAAGCAGAGCGAGCGAUCUGAAAAAGAGUACGGAGAGAGGGUUGUCAGUUCGUUGAAGCCAAAGGUCAUUGAGCUCUCUUUGCAUAAAUUUGGCUCAAACGUAAUUGAGAAGGCUCUCCGUACCCGAGGCACUUCUGAGGUAUUGAUUAAUGAGCUUUUGCAGCACAGCGGUGAUGCCAAGAUUGAGCAAUUACUUCAUGAUGGGUAUGGAAACUAUGUUCUGCAAACUGCUUUGGACGCAGCUCGCGCAAGUAACAAGGAGCUGUAUCAGCGCUUAAGCGACACGCUCAAGCCUUUGCUUGUGGGUCCCAUCAGAAACACCCCACAUGGCAGAAGAAUAAUGGGAAUUUUAGAAGUUGAAUGA